Juglans regia (Persian walnut) is the source of this 1524-nucleotide messenger RNA. Its product is annotated as protein DMR6-LIKE OXYGENASE 2-like. Lineage: Eukaryota; Viridiplantae; Streptophyta; Magnoliopsida; Fagales; Juglandaceae. The record is from RefSeq and is a predicted model, not a curated record. The coding region runs from base 34 to 1068 and encodes 344 amino acids. The transcript is spliced from 4 exons.
ACCACAGAGUCUGAAGUUUUAGCUUCGCAAAACAUGGCUGCCACUAAGCUCUUGCUGACCGACCUUGCUUUAACUGUGAACCAUGUUCCUUCAAACUAUGUCCGACCCUUCUCCGACCGGCCAAAUCUCUCUGACGUACAGAUUUCAGAGGGCUCCAUUCCUCUCAUCGAUCUCCAGGACUUAAACGGCCCCAAUCACUCUGAUAUUAUCGAACAGAUUGGCCAGGCAUGCCAACAUGACGGUUUCUUUCAGGUUAAAAACCAUGGGAUACCAGAGGCAAUAAUCAGUAAUAUCAUGCGUAUUGCAAGAGAGUUUUUCAGAUUACCAGAGAGCGAGAGGUUGAAGAAUUACUCAGACGACCCUUCCAAGACCACCAGACUUUCCACUAGUUUCAAUGUCAAGACAGAAAAAGUUUCAAACUGGAGGGAUUUCUUACGACUCCAUUGCUUCCCUCUCGAGGAUUAUGUGCACGAAUGGCCUUCAAACCCUCCAUCCUUUAGGGCGGAUGUGGCUGAGUACUGUAGCAGUGUUAGAGGUUUGGUGCUGAGACUCCUCGGGGCCAUAUCCGAGAGCUUAGGCCUCAAAAGAGACUACAUCGAAAAGGUUCUGGGCAAGCAAGCUCAACAUAUGGCGUUGAAUUACUAUCCACCCUGUCCGCAGCCAGAGCUUACAUAUGGAUUGCCCGGCCAUACUGACCCCAAUUUAAUCACAAUUCUUCUUCAAGAUGAUGUGCCUGGAUUGCAGGUCUUAAGAAAUGGCAAGUGGGUUGCCGUCAAUCCUAUUCCGAAUACCUUCAUUGUCAACAUUGGGGAUCAAAUGCAGGUUAUUAGCAAUGAUCGACACAAGAGUGUGCUCCAUCGAGCCGUUGUGAACAGCAGCAAGGAGAGAAUAUCCAUUCCAACAUUCUACUGUCCAUCCCCAGAUGCUGUAAUAGGACCUGCUAAGGAGCUGAUCAACGAUGAUCAGCCAGCAGUCUAUAGAGACUUUACUUAUGGGGAGUACUAUGAAAAAUUUUGGAAGAGAGGGCUUGCAUCCGAAUGCUGCUUAGACAUGUUCAAAGCUGUAUAGUGCUCUCAAGCCAUUAUAUUAAUUAUGAUCAACCUACCUAGCUAUGUACCUGUUCUGAAGAUGUCUUGUACCAUUUGGCUCUCUCUUCCUGGACUAAAUCAUGUGCCAUUCAGCUUACACCAUGCUACGUGCGUAUUCAUGUGCGUCAUGUAGCACGAUAAAGGUGGGUGCGUGCAUGUGUCUGGCUGUACAUGCCAUAUCAACUAUCAGGCAUGUCCUUGCCGACUUUGAAACCAUUGAGCACGGACUGUUAGCUGAGCAGAGACAGACAGCUUGAACCAGAGGAUCUUUGGCAUGAUAAUUUGUAGGAUCAGAGUGAAAUCAUUUAUUUAGUUUUAUGACUUAGAAUCCCAGCUACGUAAGCAGAUGUAUGUCGGCAUUUCUGGGCUGCAAAAUAUUGUAUUUAUUUCUUCUUAUGAAGGAUAUUCUAUCGACCGAACUUUUUCAGCAAGUAUA